CCACAGCAAACGAGCGAUUGGCUUAGUUCUAUUCCAGCAGCCUUUUCUUUCGGUCGUCUCUUGUUCGUGACGUCCUUGGCGACUUUUGUUUGAUUUUGUUCUAUUGAUACUGUUCUAUUGUAAGUGCAAAUGUAGAAGAAUGUGCAGUGCAUCGUAAGCUAGCAUUAUUGCCUCCAUCACAUCCGCUAGCUGGCUGGAACUCGAGCUAGACAAAGGAUCAAUGCGGCAGCGACACGCGGUUAGAGUAUACCGAUCGGUCGGUUUUUUUCGUAUGAGUAUGAGGAUUGUGGUAGCGCUGAUUAUACUUGUAGCACACGUAGAGUACGCUCUACUGGCCAAGAGCCCGUCCAAAUCAUGUGGGUCGCAUGAAUUCCAGUGCGAUAAUGGGGCAUGCAUACCAGCUGCCGGACAUUGCAACGAUAGUCAGGACUGUGCCGAUGGAAGCGACGAAUCUGGAUGUGAUUAUUUCCUCUGCAAGGAACCGUUCUGGUAUCGGUGCAGACACGAAACCACCUGCAUCAGUGGGUCUAGUCGGUGCGAUAAACAAAAGGACUGUCUGGAGGGCGACGAUGAGGAAAACUGUGAAAACUACGAGGUACCGCACAAAGCGCCAGUGUGCAGCAAAGCGGAGUUCACCUGCACGGAUAAGGCCUGCAUCCCGGCCGAUCUGGUGUGCGACGGUAUCCAGCACUGUCUGGAUGGGUCCGACGAAACGAUUGGCUGUAUCGACAUUGCGGCCAAAUGUAAAGGCUUCCUGUGUCGCAACAAACACUGUCUCAAGUCUAGCAGCUGGGUGUGCGACGGUCAGGACGAUUGUGGCGACGGGUCGGACGAGGAGCACUGCCUGCACGAAUGCACGCUGGAGCAUGGGAAGUUCGAGUGCCACAACAACCACACCUGCAUAGACGUGGCGCAGGUGUGUAACGGAGCGGACGACUGUGGUGACGGCAGCGACGAAAGUCCGAGCUGUAAAUCGGAUGCUUGCAAAGCGCUCAAAUGUGCACCGCAAACCUGCAAAGUGAUGCCGGACGGCAAGGCGGUAUGUUUGUGCGGCGUUGGCUUCAAGUUCGACACCGCGACGGGCCAGUGUCAGGAUGUGAACGAAUGCAAACGGUAUGGACUGUGCUCGCAGGGAUGCAUCAACACACCGGGCUCCUUCCGGUGCACGUGCAUCGAUCAGUUUAACCUAAUGCGCGACGGACGAACGUGCGAACUCUCGUCCGGCACCGAAGCGUUGAUGCUGUACACCACCCAGAAGUCCGUCGGCGCAAUGUACCUGACGUCGAUGCACCAGUACUACGUCGCGAAAGAGCUGUCGCAGGUGAUCGGAGUGUCGUACGACGGCCUGCACGUCUACUGGACCGACAUCUCACACAAAACGGAAGCCAUCGAACGCUCGCUGGAGGAUGGGAGCGAUCGGCAGCUGCUGCUGACGGCGGGACUCAUUUCGCCCGAGGAUCUGGCGCUCGACUGGCUAACCGGCAACAUAUACUUCAGUGACAGCGGGCAGAUGCACAUUGCCGUGUGCUCGAGCGAUGGUUAUCACUGCAAAGCCAUCAUCCAGGACCAGCUGCACAAACCGCGUGGACUGGCGCUUCUGCCCCAGAACGGUACCAUCUUCUUCAGCGACUGGGGCAACAAUGCCAUGAUCGGCAAGGCCCGGAUGGAUGGCAGCGAGCAGACGGUCGUGGUCAAGGCCGGCAUUCACUGGCCCAACGGGUUGACGCUAGACUGGCCCAACGAGCGAUUGUACUGGAUCGAUGCGAAGCUGAAGCGCAUCGAGAGCAUGCACUUUGACGGCAGCGAUCGUGUCGUGGUGUUGUCCGACGUGUUGAAGCAUCCGUUUUCGAUAGCCGUGUUUAACGAUCAUCUGUACUGGUCGGAUUGGGACACGAAGAGCAUUCAGUCGUGCGAUAAAUUCACCGGCAAGAUGCGCCAAACCCUGGUGCGCGAUCGUAUGAUUUUCGAUGUGCACGUGUAUCACUCCAGCAUUCAGCCUAAAGUCAGCCACGCCUGUGCCAACCACACCUGCUCCCAUCUGUGCCUGUUGACGUCCAAUGCAACCUACGCUUGUGCCUGCCCGCAAGGCAUGGAGCUGCACCGGGAUAAGCACAGCUGUGUGAAUAAUGCCAAACGACAGGACAUUCUGCUGGGCAUCGGCAACUACCUAGUGACGCUGAAGCAUCAUCCGUUCGGGCGCCACGAAACCGGCAGAGGCGAACAGCUGUUUCCGACCAUUAGUCGGAUGGCGUUCAACAGUAUCAACGGCGAGGUGUUCAUCGCCGACAACGUGCAGCAGGCGAUCUUUACGGUGGAUUUGGCGUCGCUCCGCACCAGACGUAUCGUUUCGGACGGCAUCGGAAUGAUCUCAGCACUGGCUUUUGACUAUCUAAGCAACACGCUGUACUGGGCGGAUGCCGAAUGGUCUACUAUUGUGAUAUAUAGCUUGCAGACCCACCAUCGGUCGAUCGUUCAGCACUACCUGGGCGAUGAUGCGCCGAUAGCGCUGGCCCUCGUACCGGAGAUCGGCAAAAUGUUUAUUGCGCUGCGUUCCAGCACCGGCCAUACGCACAUCGACCGGCAGGACAUGACGGGGCGCGGACCGCACGCCCACGUCAUCGAGGACAGGCUCGGCAGCAACGGUACGAUCGCCUUCGUGGUCGAUCACGACCUGCGUGCCAUUUUCUGGAGCGACAUGGGCACCAAUCGGAUCGAAAUCACCAGCUACGAAGGUGACACACGCCAUCUGUUCCGCGAGUAUCUACGCCAACCGGUAUCGGUGGCCAUCAUUGGCAACGAGCUGUUCUGGACGUGCUACGGUUCCCAGCGGCUGUACUGGUCGGACAAGCAUAACGUCGGCGCAACGAAGCGCAUUAUCGUUCAGAUGCCGCCGAACACGACGCUCCCGGAGGUCAUACCGAUCGCGGCCACCCAGCCCAUCAAACGGCACGACCAUCCGUGUCUGAAGAGUAAUGGCGGAUGUUCGCACAUCUGCGUGUCCGCCGGACUGUACUCGAGUGCCUGCGUAUGUCCAACGGGAAUGGUGUUCAAUUCCUCGCUCAGCAAAGUAUGUGUCAAUGCCUCGGAUUGCGAGUUUCGGUGCGAGUCGGGCGAGUGUCUGAGGAUGAAGCAGCGCUGCAACGGACACGUCGACUGUAAGGACCAGUCGGAUGAGCAGAACUGUGAUCCCGGCAAGGCGCGAAUCGCGGCCAGCUGCAAGUGGAAUGAGUUCCGGUGCGCUGACGGUAGCAAGUGUAUCCCGACGGAACGGCGUUGCGACAAGCACCACGAUUGUGUGGAUCUUUCCGACGAAGCGAACUGUGCCAGCUACGAUCGGGUCUCCAAAUGCACCGAGUACCAGUUUACCUGUGCGGACGGAUUCUGCAUCGACGCGACCGGUCGGUGCGAUGGUUUGUCGGACUGUGCGGAUGGGUCGGACGAGGUGGGCUGUACGCAGCUGUCGAACAAACAGGAACAGGCCGUCACUUGUGCGUACGGCAUGUUCCGCUGCAACAGCGGCCAGUGUAUUCCGGCCAGCUGGGAGUGCGACGGUAGUCCAGACUGUAAGGAUGCGUCCGACGAGCAUGAGACGUGCCAUCCCGCCAAGCCCGAAUGUCACCAAGGAUACUUCCGGUGUGCGCUCGGGUAUUGCAUCAAAGAGUCCGUGCUGUGUGAUGGAAACGAUGACUGUGGAGACGGCUCGGACGAGGAGAACUGUCACGAUGGCGGUGCACGGGAAGGCCAGUGUCUGGAAGGAGACUACACCAACUCGACGGUGUUUCAUUGCGACAAGUCUAACACGUGUCUCGAUAUCGCCGUACGUUGCAAUGGGACUGCCGAGUGUCCUCACGGUGAGGAUGAGACGGCUUGUACGAAUUGUGGCUUACGUGAUUUCCAGUGCGCCGACGGUCAAUGCAUUCGGCUGGAAUGGCGCUGCGAUAAGGACGUCGACUGUAACGACGGUUCGGACGAGAUCAACUGUACCAGCGAUAGUGCUCGGGCAUCCGAUACCUCUCACUCGACCGAUUGCGGCAAGGACACCUUCGAGUGUAAGCCAGGUGAAUGCAUCAAAAUGUCCUCACUGUGCGACGGCAAACGCGACUGCUCGAACGGACACGACGAGGAUGGCAACUGUCCGUCGGCCUGCCUUGGAGGUCUCGGACCGUGCGCCCAAAUCUGCCAGAAAUCACCGAGCGGUUCUAUCUGCGACUGUCUGGAUGGGUACGAGCUGGCAGGCGAUAAGAAGAACUGUGUGGACCUGAACGAGUGUGACGCAGGGAAACCGUGUGCUCAGAUUUGCACCAACAUCAAGGGCUCCUACCGGUGCUCCUGUCACGAAGGCUUCAUGCUCCGGUCGGACAAGACAUCCUGCAAAGUUAUCGGCGCGCCCCAGUACGUCCUGUACACAAAGUUCGAUCAGGUGCGAAAGCUCACCGUUAGCCCGCCGCAAAUCGAAACCUUGCUGCAGGCAAACGACAGCCGGAUCACCACCAUGGACAUGGACAUUCGCCAGCAGAAGCUCUACUUCGCCACAGAGAACAGUGCCGCACUGUACGAGCUGAACCUGAAAACGAACGUCACCCGUGUGCAGACGGGCGUGGGCACACCGGACAAGGUGACCGUCGACUGGGUCGCUUCGAACGUGUACUUCGUCGAUGUCGCAGAGCCCUCCAUCAAGGUGUGCAACUUCGAGCGAGAGGCGUGCGCCCGGGUCGUCUCGUUCACGCAGCGUAACUUCGUGAAGGCACUUGCGCUCGAUCCGGUGAACAAGUACAUGUUUUACUCGCUGCUGUACUCGUGGAUCUUCCAGGUGCCUCACUCGAUCGUAUUCAGAGCCAAGCUCGACGGUACGCUCCAGGAAGUCGUCACCAAGCAAUCGGGACUCGUGUCCGCCAUCGCUGUGGAUCCUCAGAGUCAGCUGCUUUACUACACCGAGCUGAGCGGCAACACUCUGUGUCGCGUCAACUACCUCGGCCAGCAUCUGACGGUGCUCGCCCGCGACCAACCGCACGUGCUGAACCAUCCGCUGCAGAUAAGCGUGUUUGAGAAUCAGGCACUGAUUGUAAACCGAGGCUCGGCUACGAUAGGACAGUGUCAGCUGUUUGCCGGCUAUAAGUGUGAUCGUUUCAAUGUGAAUGUACCCCCGUCGAAGCAGGUACUGCUGGUUCAGGAAUCUCGACAACCACUCACAAAGAACUGGUGCGACAGCAGGUGGAUCAACUGCACCCAUCUUUGCAUACCGGAAGAUUCUAAGGGCCGAUGUGUGUGCGAGAAUGGACUCGAAAUACGCGAAGGCGACCGGUGUCCCGAGCCGAAGGACAGAAGCCGAGCGAUGACACCCUUACAGGUGGCCGACGAGUCCCUGGCAGAACAUCGCGAAAGCGAAGAACACAGCUCCACGGGGAGCUUCCUCUAUUUUAUGUUAUACGCUGUAUUAAUUGUAGCAAUCGGUGGGGUAGGAUUUUAUGUUUACUGGCAGCGGUUCAACCACAAGUUCGAUGUCGGCAUACACUUCAACAACACCGAGCUGAGCACGGUGGACAUUUCCGACGUCGUGCUGCACAAGACGGCGCCCAACAUGCUCAGCUUCCAGGGGAAUCCGGCAAAAGGUGAUGGCAGCGAUGGUGCGCCCAGCUGCCACGAAGACUUCGAGAACAACAGCUACAUCCAGAACAACACGAUAUCGGCCUCCGAUACUGGAUAUUACAAUUGUGAUGAUGAUAUGAACGAUCGGUUGAUAGUGUAACGAAACGAACAGGCAUCAUGCAGCAACCAAUAACGAGACAGCGUUUUAGCCUUCCGAGAGCUUCGAGUGAAGUGUUGAAGUGGCAUUAGAAAACUCAUCGAGCAAUCAAUAUGUAUAGUUGAUUAGUUGAUUAGAUAAGCAAAGUGUAUGUAUUGUGUAACGAAAACAAGGAAAGAAAAUACACAACCAUCCUUAUACUUAGCAGAGCUACAGAGCAAACGCCUUGAAAA
Molecule: messenger RNA, 5976 nt
Organism: Anopheles stephensi (Asian malaria mosquito)
Lineage: Eukaryota; Metazoa; Arthropoda; Insecta; Diptera; Culicidae
Product: putative vitellogenin receptor
Exons: 4
Coding region: 221-5746 (1841 amino acids)
Molecular function (GO): protein binding; calcium ion binding
Source: RefSeq, a predicted model, not a curated record